AUGGCACACGUGAACCUCCUGGUAUACCUCCUUAUGUGCCCCUUUAAUGUAAGGCACAUGCUCGAUGCACCCAGCUUCGCAUUCCGAUUAAGAAGCAAAAGAGCAAAGGAUGAAACAUUUAUGUAUGGAGCGAGUGGAGGGGAGAAUCUGCAGAAUUACUAUCCCCCACAUGAUGAAGUGUACAUGUUCGAGCUAGCCAAAAUAUACUAUGAAUUUAUGUUAAAAUAUAAGAUGGAUGUUAGACAAGGACAGGAAGAGAAUUACGAUUUGGUGGUAAGCUCCUUUGGGAAGGAAUCUAACAGGGGGCUCUCCCUCCAAACCGUCCGGGUCACAAAUGAUGUCAUAUACUUGUCCUAUCAGAACGUGCAAAAAGAAAGUGGGAUCCAUGUUAAGUUAAAUAGGGGUAAAAUAUCUACCUAUUUGGACCUCCUAAGGUUUGACUCUUGUUUGUAUAAGCUCAACUCAGAGGAUUACAAUUUAAUGAAAAGAGCAUCGGACCAUAGCAAGCCAGUAAUGCUCAGUACAUAUCACAUAUAUAUUCUACUGACGGUAUUUUCUCUUUGCACUUAUGUGGAGAAAAGUCUACUCCUUGAAUUUCCAGCGUUGAAGAAGUAUCACGUAUUUCUAACCCUAUGUUUGGUGUUCUUCCCAAUAAUUAGUUACCUUUUUUUUUUAUAUAUUUAUGUGAGCAUAUUUGGAGUGUUACUGAUUUAUGCGUUUUUUUACGCGCUUUUUCGGACCCUCUCUCGUAGAAGGAGGGGGAAGGGGGGGGGUCAUCAAAAUGAUAACCAAAUCGGUAACCAAAAUGGCAACCAAAUUGGCAACCAAAUUGGUAACCAAAAUGGCAACCAAAAUGGUAACAAGAACGAUCAAAAUACCGAUGAGUACACGGAUCAUCGCAGAAGCAGCAUUGGUAACCCACAAGGAGAAGUGGAAACGCAAGAAGCAAGACGGAACAAAUGUUUGGUCCACAUGAGACUAGCUAACCUAUGCAUUACCUACGUAUGUAUAUUCGCUGUAGACUUUUAUUUUUUCCCAAGACAAUUUUCCAAGUCGUUUUUUUUUGGUAACACUUUGAUGGAUUUAGGGGUCGGAGGGUGCAUCACAUCCAGUGCAUAUUCUCUAAACAGAAAGAAGAUUCUUCACUCCACGAACCGCAGGGGAGGCAUAAUCGAGUGGAAGUAUUUCUUCUUAUUUUUCCUCGGAAUAGCUAGAUACAUUGCAGUGAAAUUAUUCAAUUAUAAUUACAGCUUAACUGAGUAUGGGAUGCACUGGAACUUUUUUCUCACUCUCUUUUUUACACUCCUAGUUUGUAACGCCCUACUCACCUUAAUAAAAAGGAUUAGGCAUAUCUUUCUCCUUAGCUGCGUUCUUAUCUGUGUGUAUGAAUUUUUUAUUUGGCACCUAAACAUUACGAGUUACUUCCUGGAAGACCAUACAGAACGGACCCACUUUUUUUCCUUGAACAGAGAGGGCCUUAUGAACGUCAUUGGGUCCAUCAAUCUGUACCUCUUUUCUUUUUCCCUUUGGAAUGGAUAUGUGAUGCAGGAUGAGAUACAACAGGGGAAGGGAGAGCAGUCAGAGGGAUAUAUUCAGCUCUCCCCAGUUUGCUUCACCCUGAAAUUGUUUACCAUGUCCCUCAUGUUCUACCUGAUACACCUCCUUUUGAAUUAUUACGGAAACUACAGUGUGCGGAUUUUGUGCAACGCGAACUACAUAUGCGUUAUUUCCUCUGUGAGUCUCUUCGCCGUUGCCCUGAGUUACCUGGUAGAGGCAAUACUCCUACGCGAGAAGACCACCGCCAUCCCAGUUUUACAAAAAAUGAAUAGACACACCCUUGGAGUUUUCCUCUUUUGCAACAUAACCAUGGGUACUUUCAACCUUCUGUUUCAGUCCCUUCUGUUUCCUCUAUUUUUCGCAUGCAUCAUCUUGGCGGCAUACUCAUAUGGUAUGCUGUGCUUCGCGUCCAUGUUGCCUGGCCCCGCGGAAAGGGAAAUGAAGAAGGAGAAACAUUACUAG
Messenger RNA from Plasmodium knowlesi strain H, 2019 nucleotides. Its product is annotated as GPI-anchored wall transfer protein 1, putative. Gene Ontology annotation, biological process: GPI anchor biosynthetic process; protein localization to plasma membrane. Gene Ontology annotation, molecular function: glucosaminyl-phosphatidylinositol O-acyltransferase activity. Gene Ontology annotation, cellular component: membrane; endoplasmic reticulum. The coding region runs from base 1 to 2019 and encodes 672 amino acids. Lineage: Eukaryota; Apicomplexa; Aconoidasida; Haemosporida; Plasmodiidae. The record is from RefSeq and is a predicted model, not a curated record. The transcript has a single exon.